AUUUUGGACGGUGGCCCAGAAAAGACCAGAAGAAGGCGAGAAAUUGAGUCACUCGUUUUCAGCGACCCAGACUUUAAGGAAGAAGACCCAAACUUCUUGUCCCGCAGUGAGCGCUAUGACCAAGCCGUUAGAAAAAGUGCCCAAAUGAUCCUGAAGCUCAGAGAGUAUGGUAUUGCUGACCCAGAGGAGAUCUACCACUAUAAGAGAUGUGUGCACCCUGACAGGCCAGAGCCCCUGGAUCUUCAUCUCGGGAUGUUCCUGCCCACACUACUCAACCAGGCCACUCCAGAGCAAAUGGACCGUUUCUUCAUGCCCGCCUGGACCCUAAAGAUCAUCGGCACCUACGCUCAGACUGAGAUGGGCCACGGCACACACCUUAGAGGGCUGGAGACCACAGCCACAUAUGAUCCAGCCACUCAAGAGUUUGUCUUGAACAGUCCCACUGUGAGCUCCAUCAAGUGGUGGCCCGGAGGACUUGGGAAAACCUCCAACCAUGCCAUAGUGUUAGCACAGCUUUACACUCUUGGAAACUGCCAUGGUCUGCAUGCUUUCAUCGUACCCAUCAGAGAUAUGAACACACAUUUACCCCUGCCAGGUAUUGUUGUUGGCGACAUUGGCCCCAAGUUUGGCUUCAAUGAGGUUGACAACGGCUUCCUGAAAUUGGAGAACGUACGAAUUCCACGGGAGAACAUGCUGAUGAAAUACGCCAAGGUGGAGCCAGAUGGAACCUAUGUGAAACCACCAAGUACUAAGCUGACCUACGGCACCAUGGUGUUCAUCCGCUCCAUGAUUGUCGCCGAGUCAGCUCGAGCCCUUGCAAAGUCCUCCACCAUUGCCAUCCGCUACAGUGCCGUGCGUCACCAGUCUGAAAUACGGCCAGGGUCAGUGGACAGUUGAUUGCUGUCAAUGCAAACAUUUGCACAAACAUCUCCCUGUCACAGAACCAUAUAUUUGUUCCCAUUUCUUAAGUUUAAUUCAUUCAUAGCUAUGAAUUAAUCUGUUUCACUUGCUUUGCUCUCUAAUUCACAGCUCCAUGCCUUGUCUGCGGGUUUGAAGGCCUUCACCUCAUGGGAAGCGACCUCAGCCAUCGAGGUGUGCCGCAUGUCAUGUGGUGGCCACGGUUACUCUCGAAGCAGUGCCUUGCCGGACAUUUAUGUUGAGUUUACCCCUACCUGCACCUACGAAGGAGAGAAUACAGUCAUGAUGCUGCAGACUGCCAGAUACCUGGUGAAGAGCUACAAACAGGCUAAGGCAGGCCAGCAGCUGAGCGGCAUUGUGUCAUACCUGAAUGAAGCAGAUGUGCGGAGGGUGCAGCCACAGCCCGUCGCUGCCAGGCCAACAGUGGUUGACAUCAAUGACCUGACUAGCCUGACGGAGGUCUACAAACUCCGAGCAGCCAUUCUAGUGGAGCUGGCAGCGAAGAGCAUCCAGCAGGAGCUGCAACGCAGGAAGAGUCAGGAGGAUGCCUGGAACAACAGCGCCAUUGACCUGGUCAGAGCCUCAAAUGCCCACUGUCACUAUGUUGUAGUGAAACUCUUUACUGACAAGCUUGGGGAGGUUGCUGAUACUGCAGUACACUCAGUGCUGUCAACCCUGGCUCUGCUCUACACCCUGUAUGGCAUCACAAAGAACUCUGGAGACUUCCUACAGGCUGGACUGCUGAGUGUGCCUCAGGUGAUGCAGAUUUCUAGUCGAAUCAAGGAGCUGCUGGCUCAGCUGAGGCCCAACGCUGUGGCCCUGGCGGAUGCCUUUGACAUCCACGACAAGAAGCUGAAUUCGGUCCUGGGACGAUACGAUGGGAAUGUUUAUGAGCACAUGUUCGAGUGGGCUCGCAAAUCCCCCCUCAAUGCUACAGAGGUACACGAAUCUUUCCACAAGUACCUGAAGCCUCUGCGGUCCAAACUGUGAACUGAUCCAUGAACUUCACCUCCUGGCCGGACCCUUUGACUCUGCAGGCUCAACAGUACUAAUCUACCCCAUGAUGCUUUUUACUAGCUACCAGCUGGUAUAUUUCAAAUAUUAGCCCUCUUAAGGCCAUGGUAGAUGGCGAACUAACCCUAUAAGAUAGUAGAGAGUGAGAGAAGGGAAUUUAAAGUGAGUAGAUGUGUCUUAUGAAGGGAAAUGGAAAUGCAACCAAGACUGAAAAUUGAUAAAGUGAGCCCACUGAGAGACCUGAAGAAUAGCUUUAACACUAACAAUCACACAUUUACAAUUUUAGACUGACCUGCCUUUUGAACAGAACAUCUACUGCAAAGUAUUAUUUGUGGUCAGUUUUUUGUUUUUGUUUUUUUGUUUUUUUUUUUCCCUCAAUUUCUUUGCUGCAUGCCUGAAAUUUCCUUUUUUCUUCUCCCUCUCUCUUCUAGCAAGUACAGAAUGUCUGAUUGUUACAUAAUGUGGGCAAUCGGCUAAUGGUAAAAUCAGGGUGACAAACUGUUGUUCUUAAUUAUUUGAAGAGGCUUUUGUUUGUCCAUAACAUUUCUCAAUCAUGGUACUGCUUAAGGAGUAGUUUCACAUCAGUGAUUCAACCAAGAUUCAACCAAUAACAUGGCAGACUUCCGUUUGUUUCAGAUACAAUUUUCGAUUUAAAAACUUUUUCAUAAAGAGAGCUUCUUCAGUCACUUAUUGUAAUAAAAUGAUCGUAAAAGUCACUGCUAACUGAUGGCUCACUUGAAAUCUGUGAUUUUUGUUUUAGUAUCAAAUGUUCAGCAUCUGUACCCCAGAAAUGUGGCCGUUUUUUAACAGCAUCUGCUGCAGUCGUCUGUAAACCCAGGUCACCAGCUGUAGUCCCCACAAGCCUUUAACUGCCUAAAUCCUCCAGUUGUCUUAUUUCAGUCAAAAAGGUGAAUCUGUCUGCCUCUUCUCUUAUGUCUUAUUCCGCAUCUGUUCCCACACAAUGACCAACAUUAUGUCACAUGGCAAGUCUGCCGUAUUGGUGCUCCAUAAAUAGGAGCUGAGCUCACUGGACAGCUGAGAGGCGGUGUGCACAUUUGAGACGGUGGAAAAAAUUUGGGGCUGAGAGAAGAUCAAGUUCAGCACGCUAGGAUUCUCAAAGCUUCCGUUUCUGACAGUAUCGGCUCUGUAUCUGUAAAUGCUCAGCAUGAUUAUGUUAAGGUCUGGAUGGAUUUUUUGUUUUUUCAUUUAUUCUAACAUAUUUCAAUCUAAGAAAUAUAAAUGAAUUUGUUUACUAAAAUUUUCCUUUUAUCUCAGAGUGCAAUUGUUUAAGUGAUGCUGCAAAGCAGUAAAAUUACUUUUUUUUUUUUUUUUUUACUUUUUUUUUGUUUUUGGUAAAUGACUUGUUGAGCUUAAAUCUAAAACCUCGCUGUAGAUGAUGAUGAUUUUGUAUAAUAAUUAUGUGCCUGACCAUUAAUUCAGAAUGUUAUCACAUGACUCCUUCUGUUUCGAUCCUGUAUUUAAUGGUUUGGGUCUGCUGUAAGUUCUGAUGACAAAGUUGUUCGUAACACUGGUCUUCUAAUUUGUGCAGUCAUUGUGGGUGGGGAGGAGUUUUAUUUUCUUCUUCUUGACUCUUAAUUCAGAAUAUUCUCACAAGUAAUUGCAUUUCAUUUGUGUUGUUUUUUUUCACAAAACUAUUUUGAUUUGUUAAACGGUCACAAUGAUCACUAUGUAAGAGUAAGCUGUUUGAGGUUUGUUUUUUUUCUUUUUUAAAAGCUAAAAUAAAAACAUGUUUCAAUGAGUAAGAACAGUUUUUAUGGUUGGAAAAUAAAAACAUGACCUGAAAUAUCA
Messenger RNA from Pundamilia nyererei, 3741 nucleotides. It is a transcript of the gene acox1, whose product is annotated as acyl-CoA oxidase 1, palmitoyl. Gene Ontology annotation, biological process: very long-chain fatty acid metabolic process; lipid homeostasis; fatty acid beta-oxidation using acyl-CoA oxidase. The record is from RefSeq and is a predicted model, not a curated record. The transcript is spliced from 13 exons. Lineage: Eukaryota; Metazoa; Chordata; Actinopteri; Cichliformes; Cichlidae. Gene Ontology annotation, cellular component: peroxisome. Gene Ontology annotation, molecular function: fatty acid binding; FAD binding.